This is a messenger RNA of Pelodiscus sinensis (Chinese soft-shelled turtle), 1256 nucleotides long. The record is from RefSeq and is a predicted model, not a curated record. Lineage: Eukaryota; Metazoa; Chordata; Testudines; Trionychidae.
UUUCAGCUCUGGAUAAUGGCAAUCAGAUCAGAUGAGGCAACCAGGGAAGUGAUUCACUUGACACAAGAUGCUCCUGUGGUUUUUACUCGGUGGCCCUUGACAUACAAUCAAAAUUCCACUCUCCACUUCCCCAAUGCACAUGGUAUUGGGGACCAGAUAUGCGGGCUAUCCCAAAUAGUACACUUGCUCAAAAAAGCCAAAUAUCCAACCAUUAAAUCUUUAAUGGGACCAGAUCCCCACUUAAAAUGGAUUGUGUCUGGAAUGGUGUUGACACAGCUUCUAGCUUGCUACUUGGUGAAAGAUUUAUCUUGGAAAUGGAUUUUCUUUUGGGCUUAUGCUUUUGGGGGCUGCAUUAAUCACUCAAUGGCGCUAGCGAUCCAUGAUAUUUCACACAAUGUUGCCUUUGGUAACAAGCAGACUAAGUGGAAUAGAUGGUUUGCAGUGUUUGCCAACCUGCCAAUUGGGCUUCCUUACUCUGCCUCCUUCAAGAAAUACCACAUUGACCAUCACCGGUACCUUGGUGGAGAUACUUUGGAUGUGGAUAUUCCAACCGACUUUGAAGGCUGGUUCUUUUGCACGCCCUUCCGGAAACUUAUUUGGGUCAUCCUCCAACCAUUCUUCUAUGGCCUGAGACCUCUUUAUGUGAAUCCCAAAACUGUUACUCAGAUGGAAAUAUUUAAUGCCCUGAUACAGUUCUCUAUUGAUUUUAUAAUCUACUACCUAUGGGGCCUGAAGCCUGUUAUUUACUUAAUAGCAGGUUCCUUACUUUGCAUGGGUUUGCAUCCUAUUGCUGGGCACUUCAUAGCAGAACAUUACACGUUCUUAAAAGGCUACGAAACCUAUUCUUAUUAUGGACCUCUCAACUGGAUCACCUUUAAUGCAGGCUACCAUAUGGAGCACCAUGACUUCCCAAGCAUUCCUGGGUGCAAGCUGCCAAUGGUGAAGAAGAUAGCAGCAGAAUAUUAUGACAACCUCCCUCAGCACCAGUCUUGGGUUCGAGUUCUCUGGGAUUUUAUUUUUGAUGACACCAUUGGUCCUUAUUCACGGAUUAAGAGAAUAUGCAAACUAGCACCCGAAAACCAAUAGAUUUGCUUUAGCAUCUUCAUUAAUAAUGUAAAAAAAAAAUCUAUUUUUUUGUGAACUGAAUUUUCAGAGAUAAGAAUGAUCUUAAUAUUUCUAUGCACUUACCUUUUCUGUAGUACCAAGAGUGGUGAAAUAUUAAAGCAAACCAUAGGCACUGUUUUAAAAUACUGUAA